Lithohypha guttulata is the source of this 1473-nucleotide messenger RNA. RefSeq lists its product as uncharacterized. The record is from RefSeq and is a predicted model, not a curated record. The transcript has a single exon. Bases 1 to 1473 code for a protein of 490 amino acids. Lineage: Eukaryota; Fungi; Ascomycota; Eurotiomycetes; Chaetothyriales; Trichomeriaceae.
AUGCGUCUUCACGUAACACCCUUAACGUCGGAACUGCUGCCAACCGUGCUUGGUCCCAGUCUCACCAAAUCCGCGCAGAAUAUCUCAUUUCAGACCCUCGCAACAUUCCCUGAGAACAGCUACGGUUUCUUCGAUUUGCAGGAAGCAGAUGCAAAGAAACUUAUUUCCAAGGUCAAUGGCGCAUUCUUGAAGGGCAGGAAGAUGAAAGUCGAAGAAGCCCGCCCAAAAAAGCGGCUGCAUACCAAGCUUGACAAGGACGAAUCGCCCGCGCCAGAACCUGCUCAAAAGAAGCCAAAGAGGGACAAAAAGGCAGGGACAGAACUCAAUGUAACAGAGGGCCAUGAGUUGUCCGCGGGUCGCAAAGUAAAACGUGGAUGGACCGAGCCAAAAUCCGAGAAGGCCACACGAUCGAAAACCAAAGAGAAAGGGAAGGAUUCAAAACCACAAGCGCCUUCACAAUAUAGCGAGAAAGCGGAAUUGCUAUUUCGAACAAAGCUACCCCCAAAUAAGGAGGGCCUGAAGGCCGACAAAAAGCGUAAGAGAAGCGCCCGUGAAGGUGCGGAACCUGCACUUGUCCAUGAGUUCGAGAAGACCCAGAUUCAGCCCUCAUUCCUGAGAGAAACGAUCUCUACCCAAAGGUCUGCUGAGUAUGUUGACAACAUUGGCUGGGUCAACGGCCAAGGUGACGUCGUCGAGAAGGAGUCGUCCAGCCGCCAACGCAUGAGAGCAGCUAAACCUACCACCCUACACGUCGACACCGUCAAGUCCCUCAAGUCGUCCCCAAAAACAGCUACUGCAGACGAAACGUCUAGCUCUGGCUCGUCUGUCACCACUGAGUCCCUCCUGGACGAACCUAUACAAGAUGUCGAAGAUGACGCUGAGAACACAAGCAGUUCUGGCACAACGUCCCCAGAUGUUGAGACUGACCCUGCAACUGCUGUCGAAGAAGAAAAGGAAAGAGUUACAGAAUCAGUACCAGACAGUACACAGCUCGUACAGGAAGUUCAUCCGUUAGAAGCACUCUUCAAAAAACCCAUGCCACCCAAAGGACAAGAUUCAGCCAAACCGUCUCUUGAAAUCGAGACAUCAUUCUCUUUCUUCAAGAGAAACACCCCUGACGACGACCAAGACACUGACGACCAUUCCCUGCCACCAGAACCUUUGACACCUUUCACUUCUCAAGAAACACGAUCUCGAGGACUAAGGAGUGCUGCUCCAACACCAGAUACCGCUCAUCCGAGCCGCUUUCCCAGCUUUACAAGCGCGUUGUCUUCACUGGACGAGACAACCUCGACUAACAGUAAGGCCACACCCUCGAAAUCGGACAGCAAAAGCUCCCAAAGCGAGUUUGAGAAGCGCUUCUGGGCAGAACGUGGCCAGAACAAUCGAGCUUGGAAAGCUAGGAGUAGAGCGGCGAAGAAGGAACAGAGGCAGAAGGACAAUCGUUCUAGACGUGGCAGAGGUCCUACCUGA